Capra hircus (goat) is the source of this 741-nucleotide messenger RNA. It is a transcript of the gene B9D1, whose product is annotated as B9 domain containing 1. The transcript is spliced from 7 exons. Gene Ontology annotation, biological process: cilium assembly. The record is from RefSeq and is a predicted model, not a curated record. The coding region runs from base 69 to 683 and encodes 204 amino acids. NCBI's taxonomy places the organism in Eukaryota, Metazoa, Chordata, Mammalia, Artiodactyla, Bovidae. Gene Ontology annotation, cellular component: MKS complex.
UUGUCCCGUGCGCCACGCCGUCGUCUCCAGGGCAACCCGGCACCUCCUAGUAACCGCGCGGCCCGGCUAUGGCGGCCGCGGGCCCCAGCGUGUUCCUGCUCAUGGUCAACGGGCAGGUGGAGAGCGCCCAGUUUCCUGAGUACGACGACCUCUACUGCAAGUACUGUUUCGUGUAUGGCCAGGACUGGGCCCCCACAGCGGGGCUGGAGGAGGGCAUCUCACAGAUCACCUCCAAGAGCCAAGAUGCGAGGCGGGCGCUGGUGUGGAACUUCCCCAUCGAUGUCACCUUUAAGAGCACCAACCCUUACGGCUGGCCACAGAUUGUGCUCAGCGUGUACGGGCCAGACGUGUUUGGAAACGACGUGGUCCGAGGAUACGGGGCGGUGCACGUGCCCCUCUCACCUGGCCGGCACAAAAAGACCAUCCCUAUGUUUGUCCCAGAAUCUACAUCUAAACUGCAAAAGUUUACCAGCUGGUUCAUGGGACGGCGGCCUGAGUACACAGACCCCAAAGUGGUGGCUCAGGGAGAAGGCCGGGAAGUGACCCGUGUCCGCUCCCAGGGCUUCGUCACUCUCCUCUUCAACGUGGUCACCAAGGACAUGAGGAAGCUGGGCUAUGACACCGGGCCUCCGGACACGCAGGGCGUCUCGGGGCCCAGCCCACCCCAGGGCCUCCCCCGGUGAAGCCAACAGCCCUCUCUCUGCCCAGCAAUCGUAUAAUAAAGUGUAACCUUUUCACAGA